AGGAAUGCUUAACCUGGGGUCCGUGCGCUGGCUUCAGGGAAUCUGGGAGCUCUCUAAAAUGCUAUAAACAAUGUAAUAUUUUUCUGGAAAAGGGGUGCACACUUUUCAUGAGUCUGACUAAUUUUAUAUGGUCUGUGGACCAAGUGCCAGGCAAUGUGCAAGCCAUUGGUGGUAAGUGGUGAUCAAGCAGACGUGUCACUUCUCCUCGUGGACUUUAUAGUCUUUGUGGUAGGCUGAAGAAUGCCCCCCCUCCUCGGCCGGCCGCCCAAAAUAUGUUCACAUCCUAAUCCCUGGAACCUGUGAAUGUUACCCAUUAUGGCAAAGGGGACUUUGCAGAUCUAAUCAAGUUAAGGAUCGUGAGAUGGGGGAAUUAGCCUGGAUUAUCCUGGUGGGCCUGAUAUCACAAGGAGUCUUAUAAGAGGAACACAAAAGGAGACAGACAGAAGACAAUGUGACAACAGAAGCAGGAGAACAAAGGGACAGACAUUUUAAGAUGCCACACUGCUGACUUUGAAGAUGGGAGACUUUGAAGAUGGGGAAAGGGGGCCGUGAGCCAAAGGAUGUGGGCAGACUCUGAAAGCUUGAAAGGUCAAGGAAACAGCUUCUCCCCAGGAGCCUCGGGAAAGAAUCCCACUGCUGACACCUUGACUUUAGCCCAGUAAAACUGACUGUAGACUUCUGACCUCCAGAACUGCAAGAUAAUCAAUAUGUUUGUUGCUUUAUGCCACUAUUUUGUAAUGCUUUGUUACAGCAGCUUUAGGAAGCUAAUAUGCAUCUCAGCAGGUGUCAGACUCUAAAAGUGGUAAGAGACCACAGUCCUUUACAAUGCUGAGAUUCUCUGUAUCACUGGCCCUUCCCCUCUCCAGAAGGAGACAACCAAGAAACAGAAAGUCCAACUGACACUACAGAAGUAGAUUUACUGAACUCACCCAUGCCAUAGAGAGUAACGCGGAGUCUUGCCGUAACCCAAGAUGGCAACCAUCUCUCAAAUGUCACGCCGUACAAUGACGUCACACAGCGACUAUGCCUUUCCUCCCUGAGAGUUUCGCUACAUUUCCCAGGAUGCUUUGCCAAAUAGCGACGCUAUUAGUCGUCAUCGACGGAAGUGCACCUGACUGAGCGGAAGUAGGAGCUCUCAGAGGCUAAGAAGGUGGAGACCGGAGAAGCUGUGAGGUUCUUUAGCGUCACCUCCCUCACUGGGCAGCAUGGGGGAGAAGUCAGAGAACUGUGGGGUUCCAGAGGAUCUGUUAAAUGGUUUGAAGGUUACAGAUACUCAGGAAGCCGAGUGUGCUGGCCCUCCAGUUCCUGAUCCCAAAAAUCAGCAUUCCCAGAGUAAGCUGCUCAAGGAUGAUGAGGCCCAUCUCCAGGAGGACCAGGGAGAAGAGGAGUGUUUUCAUGACUGCAGUGCCUCAUUUGAGGAGGAGCCAGGAGCGGACAAGGUUGAGAACAAAUCUAAUGAAGAUGUGAAUUCCUCUGAACUAGAUGAAGGAUACCUAAUAGAACUGGAAAAAAACAUGUCGGAUGAAGAGAAACAGAAAAGAAGAGAAGAGAGCACUAGACUAAAGGAGGAGGGAAAUGAACAGUUUAAGAAAGGAGAUUAUAUAGAAGCUGAAAGUUCUUAUAGUCGAGCCCUCGAAAUGUGCCCAUCCUGCUUCCAAAAGGAGAGGUCGAUUCUAUUUUCAAAUAGAGCUGCAGCAAGGAUGAAACAGGACAAGAAAGAAAUGGCCAUCAAUGACUGCAGCAAAGCAAUUCAAUUAAACCCCAGCUAUAUCAGGGCAAUAUUGAGGAGAGCAGAGUUGUAUGAGAAGACGGACAAGCUAGAUGAAGCCCUGGAAGACUAUAAAUCUAUAUUAGAAAAAGAUCCAUCAAUACAUCAAGCAAGAGAAGCUUGUAUGAGAUUACCUAAGCAAAUUGAAGAACGUAAUGAAAGACUAAAAGAAGAGAUGUUAGGUAAAUUAAAAGAUCUUGGGAACUUGGUUCUCCGACCUUUUGGGCUCUCCACGGAAAAUUUCCAGAUCAAACAGGAUUCCUCUACCGGCUCGUACUCCAUCAAUUUCGUUCAAAAUCCAAAUAAUAACAGAUAACAAAGAUAACAAAAGCUUUACAAGCUGACUUGGAAUUGUGUGCUGCUUGCUGUUAGCUAGGGGAAAGGCCCUGCCAAUGUUUAACUUUUAAAAGCAUCUUAUCUAAAAGAAAGGCUAUCCAGUAGAGCCCAGUGCUCCCUUGUCCCUCUUUUAUGAUCAGGGUGAAAUGUACUUCCUGAUGUAAUGAACCUAAUUUGAUUUCCAUUUUAAGGUGGUGUCUGUGUAGCUGGUGUCCCCGGUUCUGGCUGUCCUAUGUCCAGGAAGAAGCCCAUUUGUCGAGGCUGACCUUCCUGAUCAUACACACACACAGCCCAGCAAAAGCCUCUCCUGAACCAAACAAACCUGUUGGUUGGGAGACUGCCCAGACAUGAUUGAUGACGGGUUCCCGCCUGCCUGUCCCCUCCCUGAUCACACAGCUAACGAGGCUGCCUCCAGCAUUUCCUGAUUUCCUCUGUGGUAAUAAAAGCUUUCUGUGCUUA
Molecule: messenger RNA, 2563 nt
Organism: Pan troglodytes (chimpanzee)
Lineage: Eukaryota; Metazoa; Chordata; Mammalia; Primates; Hominidae
Gene: TTC1
Product: tetratricopeptide repeat domain 1
Exons: 9
Coding region: 1206-2084 (292 amino acids)
Molecular function (GO): protein binding
Source: RefSeq, a predicted model, not a curated record